Acanthosepion pharaonis is the source of this 909-nucleotide messenger RNA. NCBI's taxonomy places the organism in Eukaryota, Metazoa, Mollusca, Cephalopoda, Sepiida, Sepiidae. The record is from the annotation of a GenBank genome assembly.
AUGCUUUUCAAACCAAAGAUACAAGAAUAUUUAGUUUAUUUAUAUCAAAAUGAAAAUGUUUAUGUAACAUUAGAAUUCCGUAAUAUUUCGGAGAAUUUCAUUUAUUUAAUUCUCUUCCUGUAUCUCUCUCUCUCUCUCUCUCUCUCUCUCUCUCUCUCUCUCCCCACUUCCUCCUCAUUCCUCGAAUCACCCUCUUUUCUUUCCAUCGCUCUGCCUCAUUUUACUGUUACUUUCACUUAUUCUCUCUCUCUUCCUGUCACAGUUUUUCACCUAUUUCUUCUCUCUACACUUCCUUUCUGUCUUAUUCUUUAUUUCUCUUUCACUCUCACUCUCUCUUACUCUGUUCUUUCUCUUAUUCUAUCUCUAACUCUGUCUCUCUCUCUCUCUCUCUCUUUGUUCUAUUCUCUUUUAUUUUGCCCUUCUACCUUUCUUUCAUUCUCUCACUCUUUCUCUUCUCCCCUCUUUCACUCUCUCUUACUCUGUUCUUUCUCUUAUUCUAUCUCUAACCCCCCUCUCUGUCUCUCUCUGUUCUAUUCUUUUAUUUUGCCUUUCUCUCUUUCUUUCAUCUCUCACUCUUUCUCUUGUCCCCUCUUUCACUCUCACUCUCUCUUACUCUAUUCUUUCUCUUAUUCUCUCUCACUCUCUCUCUCUUUCUUCUAUUUUAUUUUGCUCUUUCUCUCUUUCUUUUACUCUUUCUCUUGUCACUCUCUCUCUCUCUUCCUCUCUAUCUCUCUCCCUCUGUUUACUAUUCUGCUUUUAUUUUGCCUUGUCUCUCCCAUUCUUUCGCUAUUCAAUUUUUUCUAUUAUCCAUUCUUUCUUUCUCUUUCACAUCUCUCUCUCUCUCUCUCUCUCUCUCUCUUGAAUAUUGACUACAGUGUACCUUUCCCGUUAUGGCCACCACUGUCUUAG